Folsomia candida is the source of this 3504-nucleotide messenger RNA. RefSeq names its product ubiquitin-like protein 3 (gene UBL3). The transcript has 5 exons. The coding region runs from base 1338 to 1706 and encodes 122 amino acids. Gene Ontology annotation, molecular function: protein binding. NCBI's taxonomy places the organism in Eukaryota, Metazoa, Arthropoda, Collembola, Entomobryomorpha, Isotomidae. The record is from RefSeq and is a predicted model, not a curated record.
UGUGCUUCCCCAGUCUCGACUUGGUGAGGUUGUAAAGCGCAAGAAAGAAGAAAGACGACGACGAAAGACCUUCCAACCAACAAUUCCCCACACGAACCAACCAAGGAUCACUCACAUCACAUCCACCAACACUCACUCACACUGCUUGUCGUCGGCCUCGUCGUCUCCCUAGCCCAACAAAGGGACGACUUUUUUCAAAAACCUACAAAAUCACGGGAAAAAAAGUCGCCAAGAUAGAGAACUUUUCUCUUCUGGGGGAGGAGUGUGGACAGGUUCCUUCACAAAGAAAAUCUGACUUUUCGUGCCACCACCAAAGACUUGGUUUUUAAAUCAGAGGCUGGAGGAUCGAUUAAAAUUCCACCCUGACCCUGAAGUCGUCUGUGAUUCUGGUUUUGUGGAAAACAGUAACAGUAUAAAGUCCAACCCAAGUAAUAAGUUUUAUCGAGAAGUGGAUCAAGAAGGAAUAACUAAUUUCCAUCGGGAUUUCGAUUAAACAUUGAAGAAUAAAUAAAUACCCAGCGACCCUCAACUCAUACGAAACUUUUUCCACGCAAAUAUAUAAUUCAUCAUUUCGUCAUCUCGUUUGCAAUUAUUAAUUUACCCAGUCAUAGAAUCCAACUAAAUUAUACAGUGAAAUAAAAUAGAUUAGCCCAAAUAAAAUACAACACUGCGAAACUAAAAGCUAUAACCAACCUGUCUAUCUCUCAUAACAACAACGAAAAGCAGAGCAGAGAAGCAGGGCUGCUAUAUCGUUGUUGGUAUAAAAUAUUAUUAUUCUAUUCAGCCUACCACGAACUAAAUACCACUACCAGCCAGCCAUACCAUCAACAUUAAAUAAAGUAAUCCACACAAAGGGAUUAACUAGUAAGUAAACUUAACAGGAAAUGGUAGCACGAAUCCAAUUUGGUUCGCAGUACAAGAGCAUCAACGAUAUUGCUGCCAACGUUAACAUUUAUCCAUUAUUAUUCAACUCUGCUGCAGUUUUGGAAUAGAGUGAUUCAAUUUUAGUUUUAUUCUGCUCGGAAGGUUUUUAGACUUUGGAGAGAAAGUAGGAAUUUUUAAGUCGACAAUAAAAAAUAGUUGAAUACUCUCCAAGGAGAAGAUUGGUUUUUAGGAGAGAAAACAAUAUUGCAAAGUGAUUUGGCAAAUCUUCACCUGCCUGCCUGCUGAUCGAGUUGGGUAGCGUUGUCAUCCAUCUUGAUAAAUAAUUUUUAAUUGACUGCUAGUCUCGAAGAAAGAAAAAGUGCCAAUUUUAUAGAAAUAAACGUUUCAACUUCAACGAGAGAGUACUUGGAUUUUUCCGAUAACAGAAAAUUGCGCAAAAACCGAAGAGAAAAAUGGGAUCGAACAAAAACAUUCCUAAUGAUAAGAUAAAUCUCCGACUAAUCUUGGUCAGUGGAAAGACCAAAGAAUUCCUCUUCAGCCCCAGCGAUUCUGCCGGAGACAUUGCUCAGCAUGUGUUUGAAUGUUGGCCGAAAGAAUGGGGAGAUGAGGCUGUAUCCAAGGCGGAAAUUUUGCGACUGAUUUAUCAAGGACGAUUCUUACACAGCAAUGUGACGCUGGGCGCUCUCGGCCUCCCUCUUUGCAAAACGACCGUGAUGCACUUGGUGCCCAGAGAAAAUCUUCCCGAACCCAACUCCCAAGACCAACGCCAGAAGUCUAAAACGGGGAGCAGUAGCUGCUGUGCAGGGUGCUGUAUUUUAUAAUAAUGGAGCCGUAGAAAUCACCUUAGCCAAUUUUAAUUGUACUUGUCGUCAUCGACUACUACUACUGCUACUCUACUAUCUGAUAUAUACACAUAAUACUACACAUCUACUGGACUACACCUACCUUACUAAGCAUCUUCAUUCAUCAGCAGCGUAAAAUUAUCAAAAUUAUGUAUAAUCAACUAUAUAAAAUAUGAAAUAUGCAUGAGAAGUUAUCGUCAUCAUUAUAAAAAAACUGGAAAUUUUAUGUGCAUCCAACAUCCGUUUUACCAAUCGUUUUAAUGUAAAUAAUAAAAAAAAUAGGAGGAGUAAGAAAAAAACAGUAAACGCCUGAGUAUUUUAUGGAUAAGAGUAUUCUCGUCUCUAGUUAUUUAGAUAAACAAUCAAACAACAGCAAAUGCAUUGUAAUCCAGUCAUCUCAGUCUCCAGUUUCUUUCUAUUUGUUAAAAAGAGUAAAUUAGUAAAAGCUCCGUCGUUUUAAGCAAAAACUUGAGGUAAAAGAUCAUUACGUAAUGUCUGACCAUAACUUAAUUAUGUGGUAAUUGAUUAGUAUAAAAUAAUAUAAUAUAUAUAUAUACAUGUACUAUUAACUAAACUAUAUACAUAUAUAUUAUACGGCCAGAAAAUAAUACAAACCACUACUACUCAUCCUUAUCGGGAAAAAAGAUGAAGUAAAGAUUUUAAAAAUUACGACGACCUCAUCAAGAACAGCGUACUUUUUGCUAAGUACAUAGUUAAUAGACUAAUAAGUUAAACUAAUUAAACGUAAUGAAAUAAAGCGUUCGAUUCCCACCGCAAGUGAGACACUCCGACAAGUCAGAAGGUGGUGUUUUUAGUGCGGGGAAAGAUAUCGAAUGAUGUAACUUUAUGUCUUGAUUUUGUAAAUAUUUCCAUUCAGAGUCAGUCACACACAACAAAAUGUCGUAUUUUACUUAUACCUUUGUCUUCUUGCUUUGUAUUGUAUGUAAAACUAAAAUCGACUCCUCCGUAUUUUAUUUACGGGUGAUGUUUUCUCGGUAUUUUUAAUGAUGGACUUUUUCAAAUUUCAACUUUUAUUUUGAAACGACUCCACAGAGAAUUAUGGCAUGAAUAAUGUCAUUAAUUUUUUGUUGGUAUGAUUUAGUGUUUAUCAUCGUCGUCGUAUCGUAAUCUCAAUUGUAAUGUCGGGUAACAAUAACCACAACAUAUUAACAUAACUAUUAAAUUAUCAUAGCUAAAUGUAAAAGAAUGUGACACGGACACACCGGAAAAGGGUUUGCAUAAGAAGAAGACUCGAUAUUUUUCGAAACCGAGUAAUUACUGAAUUCUCUCAAUGUUCUAAUAUUUAAGCAAGUAAUUAAGUAUGUAUUUACUUAAAACACUCAGAAUUCUAGGAAGAAUAAGUAUAAACAGAUUCCGUUUAUUCGCCUUUUACUUAUUAGAAUCAAACCUCUUGAGUAUUUAUGUAUCAUCAUCCUCAGAUCAGCACCUGUACCCCAUCCAAGGAAGAAGUAUUGCAUUUUAUUAUUAAGUAAUCCUACUCUCUCCUCAUCACAAUGAUUAUGCUUCACAGCAACCAUGCAAGCUUUAACUUACUUGCACCGUUUACCGUAAUUAAUUAAACAUUAAUUAAAUUAGCUUAAAACACAGAUUUAAGCGGUUUAGUUGUAUUAAGUCAAGUUGAGAAUACUGAAUUGCUGGGGACGCAUCGUCAUCAAUUGUAUUAUUAUUAUCAUUAUUACUACAUUUCUUUCAAUUAGUUAUUGUCAAUCAGCGCAAUAAGUUUAUGAGAAAUAAAUGAAAAAUGAAAAAAAAAAAA